Molecule: messenger RNA, 897 nt
Organism: Vanderwaltozyma polyspora DSM 70294
Lineage: Eukaryota; Fungi; Ascomycota; Saccharomycetes; Saccharomycetales; Saccharomycetaceae
Gene: ISC10
Product: Isc10p
Exons: 1
Coding region: 1-897 (298 amino acids)
Source: RefSeq, a predicted model, not a curated record
AUGGGUAUUAAUGUUUGCGAUGAAAAUGCUCAGUUUAAUCAGUAUAAUAUAUUUCAUGGCAAAGCUGAUGCCAGUAGAAGUCUAAAACUGAACUUACAAAAGACUAAUAGAGGAUUUCAAAGAAGAGAUCUAAAUUAUCAGGAACCAAUUGAUAGUGAGUCAUCUCUGAAACAAGUCGCAGCUCAACAAAAGAUCCCUGAUAAUAAAUUAAAUUGGACGUUAGAUUUUGAUAAGUGUAUAGGUGAUUUGGGAACAAUUAAUUAUGAUUUCAUUCCUGAUUCACCAUCUUUAUAUGGUGUUCUCUAUCAUAGUGAAAGAGAUAAAAUGUGCAAAAUGUUAGACCACUCAAUUGCCAUGGAAUUAUCUGCAAAUGUUUUUGUAGAUUUUGAUGAAUCAAGCACUUUUGAUUGUGUUCCAUUUUAUAAGUGCUAUGAUUACGAAAAUAGGAUAGAAUUGGAUGAUCCAUACGCAAUUGUUAGUUCAAUGAUUGAUUAUGAAAUGAAACAUGAGAAACCAGUAUUUCCACGAGAAUUAGAAUUUCAAGAAUUGAAAAGCUUUUUAAGGUUCAUACAUAUAAUAUUAUAUUACUUAUUUGGAAUAGAUAGAACAGGUUAUUAUAAACUCAAAGACGAGAGAGAUAGAUUUCAUUACAAUAUAUCAAACGAAUUGACAGCUAGCCUAAACUAUAAAGAUAAAACUGUAAAUCUAAUAAACCUGAAUGUUCAAAAUAGCGAUUAUCAUUUUAAUGAAAGUGAUUUAAGUAUCGAUAUUGUUGACGAAAAAAGUCAAACUAAUAGUUCAGAUGAUGAGGAACUUGAAAAUGGUGAAGGAGAGACGGCUUCCAGCGACAUAGUGGAUCAAAAUUCAUUUGAUGUAAAUGGAAGCAUAAUAGUUUAA